AUGCAGACGUACGAAGCAGAUGGCCGAGAAGACUACAUGGCCGACGAGAGCAUCGGCGAUCUGGAAACGUGGGGCUGGCAGAGGAGAGAGAGAGCGUCUCCGCCGUCACGCGGCAAGGCGGGCGGUGGCCCCGUUUCAGUCUUCCGAACCUCGGAGGCGGGUGUCAACAGACUCGGACACGACCGAUUAGACGAUGAGGUAACACCUUCCUUGGUUCAAGAUCGACUCUCGCGCAUUGCUCUCAUACACGCCACCGAUUCCACACCGAUACUUCCCCUUUUCCCAACAUCAGCAAUCUUAAGAUCUGAUCGCAUCGAACUACCAAAGUUGGACAACAUUCGAUCCAUCGUGUACCAGGAUAAUAUGGCCGUAUUUACGACCCAAGCCGCAAAGAUGGAUGUCGAGAGAUGCGAGAAGAGGACGAGGAGGGGGAGCGCCUUCGGGGAAGGUGACGGGGAGGCGAACACCGUCGUCUCAGCCCACGCGCUUUUGUGA
Messenger RNA from Dacryopinax primogenitus, 495 nucleotides. RefSeq lists its product as uncharacterized. Lineage: Eukaryota; Fungi; Basidiomycota; Dacrymycetes; Dacrymycetales; Dacrymycetaceae. Bases 1 to 495 code for a protein of 164 amino acids. The transcript is spliced from 4 exons. The record is from RefSeq and is a predicted model, not a curated record.